AAUAAAUCCCACGUCCCACAAUUUUCAUUUCAUCCAUGAAUUCAUAAUUACUCCCUCAUACUUCACACAGAGGACAGACCUACCCUAGGCAUGGUCCUGAGCUAAAAAAUACUUUUUUUAAAAAGAAAAAAAAAAGUAAAAGGGCGGCAAUUUUCUCCUUACAUGAAAAGUCCAAACACCUGACCAACAAAUCCCCUUUUCCAUCGGAAAGCUUGACAAUCAAGCUUUCCGACCUCCCAUGGAAUGCCAAAUUUUUAGGAAGAAGAUGCACGAGAACUCCCAUCUUUCACCAACCAUAUAGGAUAUAUCAGCCCCCUUCUCCCCAACAUGUCUUACGUCAACUCAACCUAUUUUCCCCUGCCAUUCUCCCGUGCGGCAACAUUGGCGAUUCUCCCCUGCCAUUCCUCUUCCCCCUUUCUCUAAUGACCCUGCAACCACUAAUCUCUCCCCCCGCCCCACCAGACGCCCGAACCCACCUCUCCAACCUCGACCGACUUCUACACCCCCACCCCGAACUUCAACCAUCACAACCAAACCCACGCCUCCGCCUCCUCCCCUCCCUCCGCCUCCCUCCUCUCCAAAUCUCCCAACCCAACGCCGACGAAAAUGGUUCCACUCGCAGUCUCUCCCAUCUCCGACACCUCCUCUCCGACUCCUCCACAAACCCCUCUCCCCGCACCAACAUCGCCCCGCGAUGGCGCGAUCUCCACGGUUCCUCCGACUGGUCCUGCCUCGUCGACCCCCUUGACACCGACCUCCGCCGCGAACUCCUCCGCUACGGAGAUUUCAUCCAUUCCGCCUACCACGCCUUCUUCCACUCCACCACCCCCCACCUCCCCGACCGUUCAUACCGCAUAACUCGCCACCUCUUCGCCACCUCCUCCAUAAAGCUCCCAUCUUGGGUCUCCCCCAGCACUACCUCCAUUGGCUUCAUCGCUGUCUGCCACAACGACCGCGAGAUCCGCCGCAUGGGCCGUCGCGACAUUGUCAUCGCUCUCCGCGGCACCUCAACCAUCCUCGAAUGGGCCGAGAACCUCCGCUUCAAUCUCGUCCCACUCGAUGCCGGUCAGGCAAAAGUAGAAUGCGGUUUCCGUAGCCUGUACACAACCCCGGGCGAGAACAUGCCCAGCUUAUCCUCCGUAAUAAUCGAGGAAAUCAGCAGACUAGUGGAGCUGUACAAAAAUGAGGAGCUUAGCAUAACAGUAACAGGGCACAGCUUGGGAGCCGCACUGGCAAUACUAGCAGCCGACGAGCUCGGGUCUUGUGCGCAGAAGACAUCAAUGCCUCCGACUGCUGUUUUCUCUUUCGGCGGGCCGAGGGUCGGAAACCGAGCUUUUGCAGAACGAGUGGAGAAAAAGGGGAUUAAAGUUCUACGCGUUGUGAACGCGCAUGAUCUGGUGACGAAAGUGCCGACUUCAAUUGGGGAUGGAUGGCGAUGGUGGGAUGGGUACGAGCAUGUAGGGAAGGAGCUGAGGGUGGACAGCAAGGUUUCGCCUUUUCUUAAACCGGAUGCUAACGCGGCUUGCUGCCAUGAUCUUGAGGCGUAUCUUCAUCUCGUGGACGGACUGGGUGGUGGCGUCGGAUGCCAUUUUCGGCCGAAUGCGAAGCGGAGUCUGGUGCGACUGAUGAGUCAGCAGAGGGGAAAUGUUAAGAGGGUUUACGUCAGCGAGGCUCGGGCUCUGGGGCUCGACCGGGAAACAGUUGUUUCAAUACCUUUCAGAGCAAGUUCAUUAAGGCUAUUCAUUCAGACUGAGACCGAUGUUGAGCUUUUUAACUAA
Molecule: messenger RNA, 1778 nt
Organism: Phalaenopsis equestris
Lineage: Eukaryota; Viridiplantae; Streptophyta; Magnoliopsida; Asparagales; Orchidaceae
Product: phospholipase A1-Ibeta2, chloroplastic-like
Exons: 2
Coding region: 423-1778 (451 amino acids)
Biological process (GO): lipid metabolic process
Molecular function (GO): glycerophospholipase activity
Source: RefSeq, a predicted model, not a curated record